Schistosoma mattheei is the source of this 5639-nucleotide messenger RNA. Lineage: Eukaryota; Metazoa; Platyhelminthes; Trematoda; Strigeidida; Schistosomatidae. The record is from the annotation of a GenBank genome assembly.
UCACUUUCAAACCUCUGUUUAAUUAAGAGUGAUGAAUUUGAGAAAAUCCAAAUAUUGAUGAAUUAUUUAUUGUUCUAAUCAAUGAUUGUACUUUAUCAUCGGACUGUCUAUAAAUGAAUCCACUUUCCAAAGUAAAAGAUCCAAUUACUUUUUUUAUGAAAAAAAAUACAUAGAAUAUUAAACAAUGAAAAAAUUCACUUUAUCUUAUUUAGUCGAUAGUGAUUCAAAUAAAAGUGUGAACAGUUUAGCUAAUAUUUCCAAUUCAAAUAUUGAAAUGGAUUUGCCAAAAAUUACAGAAUUGCAUAUCAUUAUUAAAGAUUUAAAUAAACAGACAACGCUAAAAGUGAUUGGAGAUGCAAUUAUUUUAGAUAUUAAAAAGAAACUUUUAUUCACUCUUGGUGAUUUAUUAAAUGAUUCACAAAAUAUGGGUUUACACCUACCUGAUGAACCAAGUCGUAAAGGUAAAUUCCUAGAAGAAGAGCGUCUUUUAUCGGAGUAUAUUAGUGGGAAAACGAUUAUCAGUUUAGAGUUUAUUUACAAACGUCGAACAAUUCCACCAUUUUAUAUGUCACCAACAUUAUUGAGUAAACUGUCGAAGAACUUCAUCAAAACAUUUUUUCGUUACGUAUCUCGUGGAGAAUGUCAAAAAGUAGAGAAAUUACUGUCUAAAGGAUUUGAUCCAAAUAUACACUGUCCAAAGACUGGAGAAACUCCAUUGACUAUAGCUGUUACACGAUCAAAACCUCAUGAAAUGAUAUCAACAUUAAUCUCCGGUGGCGCACAUCGUGAUUUUUAUUCACUGGCUGGUUAUACACCAUUACAUAAAGCUGUAACCGUUGGAAAUUUUGAAGGGGUCAAGACAUUGCUGGACUUCGGGCAAUCACCGAAUUGCUUAGAUAGAUAUGGUUUGACUCCAUUGUAUUAUAAUAUACUUUAUGAUCCGGAUACAAAAAUAUGCCAUAGUUUACUGUAUGAACAUUCAAAAAUUGGCAUCAUUGAUAAAGAUGGCUUACAAGAAAUACAUCAGGCUACACGUUUAAAUCGUGUUGAACAAAUAAAUUUAUUAUUAAUGUAUGGAGCUGAUGUAAAUGCAAGGUGUAAACGUCCAAAAGAAAUGAUUAAAAACAACUUAACUCUUUCUAUACGUCCACAGUCAGUUGAUGGUGAUACACCAUUACAUGUUGCAGCAAAUCAUAAUCAGCGUGCAGCUGUUUUACGUCUGUUAUCUUGGGGAGCUGAUCCAACCCUACUCAAUGCUGAAAAUAUGACACCUAUACAAGUAGCACAGAAUAAUGGAAAUUUAGAACUAGCUGAUUUAAUUAAAUUAUUUAGAGGUAGAAAAGAAUCUGGUGAUAUAUUUCUUCCAACACCCACAUAUAAUCCCCAUAGACGUGUAAGACAACCUCCACCUAAUUCUUACAUUACUGAACCAUCCAUUUUGCAAACUUAUACUCCAAAUGAUAUAAAUGAAAGUUACCUAAGUUAUCAGCAAUUAAAUAGUACUAACAACAAUAAUAAUCAUUUAUUAAAAAACUCAAACAAAGAUUCAGCUGAUUUUAAUAUCACUGAAAAAAGUGCUACGUGUACAAGUUCAUAUAUGACAACAUCAUCAACUAGACCAAUCGAUUCCAAACCAAUACAACGUGCAGUUUCGUUAUGUGAAUUAGUUCAAUCAAAUCCAUCUGAUAUAGCAACAGGAUCAACAACAAAAUGGAAUGGUGCAUGGGAUUUAGGUCCAAAUGGAUUCUAUAGUCCGUGUUAUGAUGUGAAUGCUAUAUCAAAUCAGACAUAUUGUGAAAUGCCUAAAUAUGAGAAUGGUACGAAUAUAGCUGGAACAUUAACACGGCCAGUGAAAUUAAAGCAAAAAUCUAAAGAUAUGUCCGUAUCAAAAUCUCGAACGGAUGUUUUUACAUCAUAUCUUCAUUGUCGACAACAACAACAACUUCCAAGACAACAGUGCCCCACAAUGCUAGGGUCUGCAAAUAGAAAUCCGUCAAAAGAACGAACAAUAUCACGGGGUCAACAAACUGAUGUUUUAUAUGAUUUUAUCACACAUGAAAACAAAGGAUUCCAACGUGAAGGCAGUCAAACAGAUAGUGGUAUAAGUAAUUCGUCAUGUCGACCGAAUACAUUUGGUUCUUUGAAUCGAAAACACAAUAAUAACAUUCAUCAUGAUCAAAGUGAUAAAUACCAGGAUGGAGUUUUGUCUUCAUAUGAAAAUUUCGGUCAAGGGAAUAAAAAAGAUCCAGCACAUUUUCAAUCUAUUCAAGUUUCAAAAGAUUUAUCAAGUAAUAAUAAUAAAAAUUGUGUAAAUAAACUUAAUCAACAAACAAAUAAUAUCAAAUCAGUUCAUGUUAAUAUAUGUGAUUCAAGACAUUUACGACGAUCAUCUACAUUACAUGAACAUUUAGAUUUGAAACAUUCAACCAAUUCAAAAGAUAAUAUACGUACAGUUAUUUUGGAAAGAUAUUCUUAUUCAUCUAAUGGUAUUGAUAAAAAUGAACGUUCUUCAUUUGGUUUAUCAAUUCGUACAGUGAAAAAUUCGUCAGUGAUAGCUGAAUUUACACCAACAACAAAUAAGCCAAGUUUACAAACUGUUAAACGUGUUGUACCAGAUAGUCCAGCCGAAAAAGCUGGUGUUAAAGUUGGCGAUUUCGUCCUGAAAAUUAAUGGUGCUGAUGUUACAAAAGCUUCUUUGAAUCAAGUAGUUGAUUUGUUGUCCAGUACAUCUGGAGAUAAAGUUUCAUUAACAUUACUUUCACCAAAAUGUAUGACACCUUCUGUAUUGAUCAAUAACAGUGAUAGUAUUCAUCGUACUAAUGAUGAAAAUGAUGGAGAUGGUUGUGUUGAGCAUUAUGUGAUUACAAGAAAAUCCAGCGAUGGCAAUUCAAUAAAUUUAAUAAAUAAAAUGAUUUUACCAACACAAUCUGUUAAAUGUAAUCAAACAGUGAGAAGUACAAAGCAAGCUAGACAUUCAACUAUUUCACCGACUUCAUCUGAGCGAAGUUCUGACAGAACAUAUAAAUCUUCACUGAACGAGAAUUCUUGUUUAACAGGUAAGCAAAAUGAUAUGAAUCGAUAAUAUUUAUAUUUGCUUUUUCAAAUCUUGAUUAUAGGAAGACAUCCAGCCGUUAGUAGGUGAGAAUUUAGCGUGACAUUUUGACAUCAAGGGGGGGGUACAGAAUUGCUAAGUAUGGUAUUUGAUCAGAAAUAUUUUCUAGGUAUUUCUCACAUACGACUCGAUCAUCCGGUAAUUAAUCCUGAGGUUUAUCAUGACGUACUAGGUAAAGCUGUCCGAUCAAUUGAUGGAGCUUGAAAAUUAAGUUAACUAAGUAACUGGAACAUACGUCAUUCAUUCACACUCACCAAAGUAGUAUAUUGAUAACAGUUUAGCAGUAACUGGGUCAAAACAUGAUACUAGUUAGCACAGGUAUGUCGAAAAGUGAUGACUCCCUCAUUAAAGUCAUGCGAUAACUGAAACCUAUGACAAAAGACCCUAAAACCAGUAACAUUUACUUACAUGCCUUUAUUAUUCUCCUCACUUGAUAUUUUGAACAUAUCAUCAUCAACAGUUUUCCCACCCGAAUCUUCGGAAGUCCUACCUAAGCUUAAUUUUCCACUAUGAUUAACAGUAUCACCUAACAUUUUUCACCCUACACAGUAGUAUUCACUGUAUAUGUGUUGCAGUAACCUUUUAUAAUAAAAGUUUGUGCUGGGAACCUAACUGUUUAUAAUCAUGCAGAAAUUUCAGAUUUCUGACUGGCUGAAGAAAACAAAUAAUGUCGAUUUUUAUAUUAUUUUUACGAUUAUUCUUAUUCGAUAUAUGUAAAUGCUUUCUAAUAGAUGAGGGUGUAUAUUGUCAGUCACUGUGUACCAGUUCGAACGUAUCCGGACGUAGUUCUUCAAGUAGCCGACUUAUUACAAAUUCAAAUCCAAUACAACAAUCUUAUAUGCCAAAUAACAAGCAACCAUCUGAUGCAUCAACUCAUAGAGUACGAUUUCAAGGAUUGCCACGAUCACAAACAACAAAUGGUAUUUCUGAUAUUUGUCACGAUAAAUCUGGAAAUUCCAUGAUAAACUCAUUAUACUUUCCUCGCCAUCCAAGAUUUCAACGUGUUGGUUCAAAUGAAUCUCAGAACUCUUCACAUUCUCAAACUAAUUAUACACAAAAGCCUAGGCAACAAAAUAGUGAUUUACAUAUAGUUGAUGAAAGAUUACAUAAACACUUUAGCAGUGAUUAUCCAGCCAGUGUAACACGUGGAAUCUCAACAAAGCAAUCACCUUUACUACGUUCAUAUUUUACACCGGAACAACAGAAUUUAUCCAUUAUAACAGGUAAACCAUCACAUCUCAUUAGACGACCGAUAUCAUUGAACCCGGAGACAAGAAAGAAAAGUAUCAAUUAUCUAUCGGACAAUGAAUCACCAUCUACGAUACAAACAUCAUUAACAACAACAACUACUACUACAGAAACAAUAAUAAUACAAUUACAAGAACAUCGAUCAGAGAUGAAUCAAGAUUAUCAAUUAGAGGAAGUUCUCCGACCAACUCAGAAUUUUUACUGCCACCACCUGCUGAAUUUUCUAAUUAAUUUAGUGCGAAUAUCUUUCUGUCAGCCUUUUCUUACAUAAUGCUUUUAAAAAAUCUGUCAAAUUUAUUACACACAAUUAAUAUAUAGGCACAUAUCAGCACAGUAUCUUAUGUAAGUCAUUAACACUGUUGUUGUUAUUGUUACUAUUGUAGUCAAUAUAGUCUUUAUUAAUGAUAUCCAUUAAAGAAUUAUUGUACAGCUGUGAUAAAAAUUUGAGUUUACUUAAUUCUUCAUAAUAACUUUAUUUAUUAGAUACCAUUAGUUGAUUGUUUAUUAAAUUUGAAAAAUGGAUUGACUUCAAUAGAGCUUUUUCUUUUACAUUUGUAACCAAUUGACUAAAACAAAAUUUAAAUUUGUGAAUUAGUAAAUUUGUAGAUCAUAAGAUUAAAUAUUUAAAUAAAGCCAAUAAAAAUUGUUUUGCUAAAACACAAUCAAUUCCUUUCUUUUUGUUUUUGUUUUUCAUUCAUUUUUAAUGAAAAUUAAUUAACAUUUUUUGACUUUUUUCAAAAUGCACCACUGCUUAUUUAAAUCAAAUAGAGUCAUUAUCAUUUGUGAUAAUCUGACUAGAACAUAUACACUGAAUGUAUUAUUUCUGCAAAUAUAAUGUCAUGAUUAUUCACUCGAUUAUUCAAGAUUUGAGCUACGUAUUAUCACAUUGUUGUUAGUUAUAACUUUAUUUGUCCAUUUCUUAUGCUCCAUUGUUUUGAUUCUAUUGACCUUUUCUGACAUUCGAUCGAUUUAUAUGUUUAUCAUUUUCUCUCUCUUCCUUCCAAGUAUUAUCUUCUUUUUUAAACACAUUAUCUUAGUGUAACAUCUCAUCUUUCAAAAUGUGAAUGAACAAGCAUGUGUUUCGCUUUUCCUAGCCAGAUAUGACUUAUUUACGCUCAACUUUUCCUUGUACGAUUUAUUUGUUUGUAUAAAAGCACAAUUUUUUUUAAUAACACGUAUUGUGUAUUAUUUUUCAACAAGAAUCAUUGCCUAGUUUCUUUUGAAAUAUUUCUUCAAUAUAUUUCGCUUUUAAUUUCAAAAUAAAUAUACUGCUUAUGGU